AUGUCAGCAAAGGCGGAAGGCAGGCGGGAGGAGCCUGGAGCAGGCGGGAACAUUCCAGUGAGAUUGCAGAUAUGCAUGUUAACAACAGGCACUUCUCCGAUAUAAAAUAAUUUUUCUCAAAGUGCGUCCACUUAAUAUCAGUACAUGCGCAACAACCUAAGCAUUACGAAACUUCUAUUCGCUCAAAUAGGCUUUACGUAGCAAAUUAGCCAUUGAAUUCUAUGUUGACCGCCAUACAAAGAAUCCAUACAACAAACCUCCUUAAUCGCUUUUUUUUCGCGGGGACAAGAUUUGGGGGUGGAGUCAGCCCUCUUCCACUCUGGCAGCCUUUACCGUGAAUGUGGUCUCCGCGAAUGCGGGAACAUUGCCUUUAAAACGUGCAUAGCAGACAAAACGCAAUUGGAUUGACUCUGGCCCUAGGCCUGCCUUGGGUGGGUAAAUUGGCUGCUAUUGUAGCUUAUUUUCUCUCAUGCUUAUUACUGACAAACACAUACACAAACACACAUGCACACAGAACACAAUACAAGUAUUUAUUAUUUAAAUUAUUAUUUUCUGUGUAUUUCAGUAUUUGGCCAAAUCAGCUACUUCUAUUUUAAGUAUUUGAAACUUAUUUUCAAAAAUACUUAUUUCCAAAUGUAUUGUUUCAAAUACCCCUAGGAACAAACAGACCUGAGUUCAAUGCAUUGAGUAAAUAUUUGUUUUUGAAAAUACAUUCAAAUACAUGCCAAUACUUUAAGUGUAUUUCCAAAUACAUUCCAAUAUUCUACUACUUGUAUUUUCAAAGACAAACUAGCCAAAUAGUUACUUUGAAAUGUCUUAAGUAAUUUAAAUACCCUAAAUAGUAUUUGAACACAGGUCUGAGACACACACAUACCUUAAACACACACAAUUGGUCAACACAAACGUAUGUGCUGAGGCCAGUGUGUGUCUGUAUACCUCAAAGGGCACUAUUGUGACAAAUGCCAUGUGCAUAAAUGAGUGCACCGGCAAAGGGGUCCCUCAGAAAAUAAUCAUUGAGAGAUUUCAGUGCGAACUGAGUAUGUCUCAAAGUCAGAAAAUAGUUAUAAGUUAUGCACACUCAAGUUUUCUUUUUUUUUUGGUCUUAUUUCUUGUUUGUUUCACCCCAAACAAUAUUUUGCAUCUUCAAAGUGGUAGGCAUGUUGUGUAAAUCAAAUGAUACAAACCCCCAAAUAAUCCAUUUUAAUUCCAGGUUGUAAGGCAACAAAAUAGGAAAAAUGCCAAGGGGGGUGAAUACGUUUGCAAGCCACUGUAGUGUGUGUGUGAUUAAGUGUAUGUAUGGUUGCAUAUAUAGUUACAUUUUAGUCAUUUUAGCAGACGCUCUUAUCCAGAGCGACUUACUGUUAGUGAGUGCAUACAUUUUCAUACUAGUCUAGUGAGUGUGCAUAGGGUCAGUGCAGAUUGUUUGGUACCAUUAAUUGACUAUUUAGCAGUCUGCCUAUUUAGCAGUUUUAUGGCUUGGGGAUAGAAGCAGUCUCUGAGCCUGUUGUUCCGAGAGCCGAUGCUCCCAUACCGUUUGCCGGACGGUAGCAGAGUGAACAGUCUAUGGCUUUGGUGGCUGGAGUCUUUGGCAAUUUUUCAGUCCUUCCUCUGACACUGCCUGAUAUAGUGGUCCUGGAUGGCAGGGAUCUUGGCCCUGGGCUGUCCGCACCACCCUCUGUAGCACUUUGCGGUCAAGGGCAGUGCAUUUCCAAUACCAAGCUGUGAUGCAGCCAGUCAAAUGCUCUCGAUGGUGCAGCUGUAACUUUUUGAGGAUGCGAGGGCCAUUGCCAAAUCUUUUCAGCCUCCUGAGGGGGAAGAGGCGCCAAUCUCCGUAGGCGCCACCUAUCAGAUUAAUGAAGGGGACUGAAUGAGGGCAUCUUCCUGGAAUGAAACCUUCGACCUUAGAAUGAUUGCCUAGCUGUAUUUGACCACUUACCCUUUCAGUAGUGUUACUGUAAUUGACACUUAGACCAGCUUCAAAGGUUUACCAACCAGAGAUUAUUCAAUCAGUACCACUAAAAGUAGUAGUGUCUGGUUAUCUCAUUACCUCUGUGGGUUGAUCUUGGUUGGGUUUCAUUCUGGGAAGAUGUUCCAUUCCCUGUGCCCUUGUUCACUCUGCUUCAAGGAUCUGAGACAACAUACUGGGUAGGUGUAAGCAAGGCAACCAAUAGCUCCACCUAGGAUUGCCUUCAUUCACAUUUCCAGUCCUGUCAGAUCUGUGACAGGGAGAGAAGAAGGGCAGAUGGGUGGCAGGGACUUACUGGAAUGAAAUGCAUCCAUAGUUUCUCCCAUGAGUGUAUAAAUACUCACGUGUCCUCUGUCUGUCCACUCUUUUAUUACAAGUUGACAGUAGCAUUUGGUUUACUCCUGCUACCCCAACUGGACAAAGGCUAGACAUGCUAGAUUCUACCAACUUCAUAUAGGCCAGUGGUCACCAACCUUUUCUUAGUCAAGAUCACUUUCUGAGUCAAAAUGCAAGCAGAGAUCUACCGCUCAGAUUUGUUUUGAACAUUACAUAAGCGUAAGCCUAUGCAACAUAAAAAUAUUAAAGACAGUACUGUAGCAAUGAGGUUUGUGCAGAAUGCUAUAGGCCCAAUACGUUAUCACCGCAUAUUGACUUCGCUUGAAUUGCCCUGCCAAUGCAUUGUUGUUCGGACCAUUAAAAAAAAUAUAUAUAUAUAUAUAUAUAUAUAAUAAUUGGAGGUAGGCAAUUGGAUCACACUGGUAAUAGAUCAGUUGUUGUAUUACUUGUGAGGCACAGCUGACUGAGCAUACAUUUCAAUAAUUUACUUUUUAUUUUUUAUUUUACUGGGCUGAUGGUGCCUGCAUCUGAUGGUCAGUCUCAGCGGAGGGAGAGAGCAGCAGACUGAGGGUCCGCCUCUCAACGUCCCUCCGCUCUCCCUUUCCUCCACUGACACUGACCAAAAAGUGACACCGUCUUCCAGCUGAUGGUGAAAACUCGAGUCGCACCGCAUUAUUUCUGCCUCUGUACAAAUUCAUGUUACUCCUGUGAAAAGUGAAAGAUUACCCAAUUUUAAAAAGGACCCAAGCCGCUAAUAAUAACUACGCAAGCCAAUCGAUACACUUUCCUACUCAUUCAUUACAGUUGCAGUGCAAAAAACACACAUUUUAUGGCUUCUAAAAGUGUUGAAUACAAAGUGUUGACAGUGCUGAGUAAGAACUUAAACAUGAACUCACUCAUAAAAACAGCCGCUCUUUGCUGUAUUCAUAAAGAAAAAGAAAAAAGGAACGCAAGGCUUUAUCAUUGUUUUUUUUACAGAAAUGUUUGGCAAUCGACAAGGGAUAAUUUGGAGAUCGAUCGCGAUCUAACGGUUGGUGACCACUGAUAUAGGCCUUUUUUUAAAUAAAAGUUAUUUGGGGGGAGGGGGACAAACUCAAUAUACUUUAAAAUGACUCAAGUCAAAUCUAAACUGUGUAGAAAUGAUACAUGACCUACAUUCAUAUGGUUUCUUGACUGUGUCCAGCUCGCUAAUAAUCACUGAAAUGAAAUUGUUUGUACAUUUUGACGGCGAGGAAAUGCAACAAAUGUUCUAUGUGGCCCUCCAGACCUCAUUGAAGACUGAAUGAGGCCCUGGGGCAAAAUGAGUUUGGCACCGCUGAUUUAAACAAACAUCUCUUCUGUCCCAGUGAUCAUUGGAGUCUUAGAGGGAGAUGUGCUUUCCAUGUCUAUAUUAAGGUUUUCCGAGGGAGCUAGAGGAGACAUGGGGUCUCCACAUGGGGACAUCUCAAUAGUCUAAAGUGACAUUCUUGCUUUGUCUCCUCUCCUAUAUCUACACCAGUGGAGGCUGUUGACUUGACAUUUUUUGUUUUGGUUGAUGGGAGACCAACGGUGUAGGCGUGAACCACAUGAAGACGACAAAGCGUUUUAAAAAAUCGUCAAAGACAAAUUAUUUUAACCUAAAACAUUUAAUAAAGACAGUAACAUAUUAUGGGGAAUGGGAAUGAGAGGGCUACUUACUCAGUGUUGGGAAGGGAUCACAGCAGUGAUUGAAUUAGGGUAUGAGGCAUGACUUGAGGUGAUCAGAGGCUUGACUUCAUUGCAGGACAGGGGUUGAGGUUUUCAGUUUUAUAUCACUAAUUUUAGAUUGUAAAUCUUUUGGACAUCAGAGCAAUCUUGAGGGAAUUCUAUUUGAGUCAGAAAAGGAUCUUCACAUGACAGGUUAGCUAUAAAAAACAUUGCAGAGAGCCUAUCCAACUGACAAUCUCUUAGAAAAAAAAUAUAAACAAUUGGCACAAAAAUAACUGAUAUUGGCACAAGAUGGAGGAAAUAUUGGAACGUAACUAACAAAAUUACAGUUAACUAAAUGUACAUGUACGCAUAAUCCAGUAAACUAAUGUAUAGAAUGUAUUAUACAAGAGACAAAUUUCACAAAUUCUACAGCACAACAGCAGAGUCAUGUCUUAAGUGUAAAACUAACAAUGACUCAAUAAUCUGUGCCUUCUGGGAAUGUUAUAAAGUCCAAAAGUUAUGGGCGGAAUUAGAAAGUUGGCUAUCAGAAGGAAAUGUUGAAUCUGUCUGUCUGCAUAUUUCGAGACAUGGCAUAUGAGGGUGCAGUGAGAUACCCAAUGAGUUCGAUGAUACUUUUCUCGUCAAUCAUCUUGAAAAAACAUAUACUUAAACUGGAAAUCAACCAAUCCUCUGUUGUUAACACAACGGAAUGAUAAAAUGCUUUAUUAUUUAAAUGUUGAAAGUGCGUGGGCGACGGAGAGAAACUAUACGGUGCAGUUUGAGGCCAUGUGGCGGAGAGUGAUGCGAGCACUGGAGAUGGGGGUGUGAGCAUGUAGGUCUGGGCAGGUGUGAUGUAGUUGAUGUUUGUGUGAUGUUGUUGUUUGUAUGUGUAUGUUUUGUAUUGUUUAAAAUUGAAAUUAAAAAAUCUUACCAACAUUUCAAAAAAAGUGUGUUUUUGUGUAUGUGAUUGACUCUACAUACAGUAAUGAGAGAAAAUUGACAGGGCUAGUCACAGUGCUUGGAGAGGAAACAUUCAAUGUGCCAGUGGAUUAGGGCACAUGAGACAUGGCUUCAGUUCAUGACAGGAGAGUUGACACUGGUAGUGGAGUGGAGUGGUCAUCACCUCUUAAUCAGGGAACAGGAGGGUACUUAACUGUAAAUACAAAUAGCAGAUACAUUCCAUUAUAGCAGUGCCAUCAUACGUUUGAGCAACAAGUUUCUCCAUGAAGUUAAACUCCGACAUCUCCGAUUCAACAAAGUCGAACACAGACUGCGCAUCUCGUCCACUUUACACAUCAAAGUUGCCCAAGAAACGUUCCUAAAUAAAGCCCUGAUCAUCGCUUACGUGCCUUUUUGUCGAGCAAAACGUUUUGUGGAAGGUACUACGCUGCGUACAUUUUGUUUAUAAGCCCACUAGUCUACUCAUUUGUUGUCAUUAAAUGUCCUGAAUAAUAGAACGGAAAAUACUUUGGUUGUUGGCACAAUAGCCUAGGCUAUCCUACACAAUUGCACACAGUAGCCUAGACUCAGUUUCCAAUCCGACGCACAGAAACAUAUGAAAACAUUAACUGAUUACCUUGAUGCUUUCUCUGUUAAAUCUUCUAGAUCCUGCUGUAAAUCAAGCAGACAAUGGCAGAUAAUCAACAUAAAUGUAGGGGUAUCGGAUUGGAUCCAAUGUGGAUCACAACUGUCUUCACUGGUGCAACGAAUGAGACAUCAAAAUAUUCUGGACAUUAUUCCGAACACCGUUUUCUCCGCACUAGCUGUUUUUGCAGGGUGUGAUAUAUCAAUUUUGUAAUUGCAUACAUCAUUUGGGAUUUCUGUCCCAUGAAAUCUGUUUUCACAGCGUAGCCUAAAAUAUCAAUAUGAACAUUUGAUAAAGCGGUGCUGCCAUUAAUAACAAACCAUCGCAUACAGUGCCUUCAGAAAGUAUUCACACCCCGUGACUUUUUCCACAUUUUGUUGUGUUACAGCUUGAAUUAAAAUGGAUAAAAUGUAGAUGUUGUGUCACUGGUUUACACACAAUACACAUAAUGUCAAAGUGGAAAUAUGUUUUUAGAAAUGUUUACAAAUUACUAAAAAAAUGGAAAGCUGAAAUGUCUUGAGCCAAUAAGUAAUCAACCCCUUUGUUAUGGCAAACCUAAAUAAAUCCAGGAAGUAAAAAUGUGCUUAAUAAAUUGCAUGGACUCAAUAAUCUGCAAUAAUAGUGUUUAACAUGAUUUUUGUACCCCACACAUAGAAUUAUCUGUAAGGUCCCUCAGUCGAGCAGUGAAUUUCAAACACAGAUGCAACCACAAAGACCAGGGAGGUUUUCCAAUGCUUCUCCUAAGAAGGGCACCUAUUGGUAGAUGCCUAGAUGGGUAAAAAAAAAAAAAAAGCAGACAUUGAAUAUCCCAUUGAGCAUGGUGAAGUUAUUAAUUACACUUUAGAUGGUGUAUCAAUACACCCGGUCACUACAAAGACACAGGCGUCCUUCCUAACUGUUGCUGGAGAAGAAGGAAACCGCUCAGUGAGUUAACCAUGAGGUCAAUGGUGACAUUAAAACAGAGUUUAAUAGCUGUGACAGGAGAAAGCUGAGGAUGGAUCAACAACAUUGUAGUUACUCCAGAAUACUAACCUAAAUGAAAGAGUGAAAAGAUGGAAGCCUGCACAGAAUACAAAUAUUCCAAAACAUGCAUCCUGUUUGCAAUAAGGCACUAAAAAAAAUUUUUUUUAAACGUGGCAAAGAACUGAAUGUCCUGAAUACAAAGCAUUAUUUUUGGAGCAAACACAACACAUCGCUGAGUACCACUCUAUAGAUUUUCAAGCAUGGUUGUGGCUGCAUCAUGUUAUGGGUAUGCUUGACAUCGGCAAGGACUAGUUUUUUUCUUUAAAAAGAAACAGAAUAGAGAGCUAAGCACAGGCAAAAUCCUAGAGGAGAACCCGGUGUUCAGUCUGCUUUCCAACAGACACUGGGAGACAAAUUCACCUUUCAGCAGAACAAUAACCUAAAACACAAGGUCAAAUACACACUGGAGUUGCUUACGAAGACGACAUUAAAUGUCCUUAGUAGCAUAGUUACAGUUUUCACUUAAAUCAGCUUGAAAAGCUAUGGCAAGACUUGAAAAUGGCUGUCUAGCAAUGACUAACAACCAACUUGACAGAGCUUGAAGAAUUAAUUAAAGCAAAUAUUGUACAAUCCAGGUGUGCAAAGCUCUUAGAGACUUACUCAGAAAGACUCACAGCUGUAAUCGCUGCCAAAGGUGAUUCAAACAUGUAUGGACUCAGGGGUGUGAAUACUUACAGUACCAGUCAAUAGUUUAGACACACCUACUCAUUCAAGGGUUUUUCUUUACUUUUACUAUUUUUUACAUUGUAGAAUAAUAGUGAAGACAUCAAAACUAUGAAAUAACACAUAUGGAAUCAUGUAGUAACCAAAAAAGUGUUAAACCAAGAAGCUAAGUGAUGGAGUGCUGCAUCAGAUGACCUGGCCUCCACAAUCACCUGACCUCAACCCAAUUGAGAUGGUUUGGGAUGAGUUGGACCGCAGAGUGAAGGAAAAUCAGCCAACAAGUGCUCAGCAUAUUUGGGAACUCCUUCAAGACUGUUGGAAAAGCAUUCCAGGUGAAGCUGGUUGAGAGAAUGCCAAGAGUGUGCAAAGCUGUCAUCAAGGCAAAGGGUGGCUAUGUGAAGAAUCUCAAAUAUAAAAUAUAUUUUGAUUUGUUUAACACUUUUUUGGUUACUAGAUGAUUCCAUAUGUGUUAUUUCAUAGUUUUGAUGUCUUCACUAUUAUUCUACAAUGUAAAAAAUAAAGAAAAACCCUUGAAUGAGUAGGUGUGUCCAAACUUUUGACUGGUACUGUAUGUAAAUAAGAUGUGGAAUACGUCAAGUUGUGAAGGCACUUCCCAUUGAUGGCCCAUAAGGGGUUGUUGGGUUUCGUAUUCAGAUGAUUAAGCUUUCAGAACAUUCACACCUAGCCUACUGGUCAAUCAGCUCACAGUCGUCUGGACACUUUCCUAUGUGCAGUGCAUCUCAGUCAUAUUUCCCUCCUUUUCAUAUCGGAAAAAAUUCAACUGGUAGCUUAUUGAGACAAACUUUACAUAGGCUAUUGGUGCCAAUCACUAUAGCCUAAUAAUCCUCCAAUCGAUGGAAAUAUUUUUUGUGCUGCCAACAAACAGUGGUGCCGAAUCUCUAUUAAUUAGUCUAUUCUAAAAACAAAAAAAUCAUAAUGUGCUGAAAAUGAAUCCCAUACAUCUCCUUGAAUGAAUGAAUCAGCACAGCCCUCGCUAAACCAAUUAUGAUGUUUGAGUAGGCUAGGCCUAUUUAAGGAAAUAUCAUAGGCCUAGUUUUAUUAUAUUGAUAAUUAGAUUCUAUACAGAAAAUUGAAAGAAAACUAAUUAUGAGGUUGAAAUAACAUUUAUUUAUAUGUGCACGUUUUUAAUUUAUUCAUUCAUAUAUUAGUAGGCUUAUGGAUUGCAUGUUUUAAUUUAUUUGCCCAACCUUGUUUCAUUUAUUUUGUCUAAGGGACAGUUUGAAAUUUACUGGGGUAGGGGGUCUGGUCCCAAAUAGGGGAGGGUUGUGUAACUUUUUUUUGCUUUGGGGAGGGUAGUGUGUUUUUUUAUUGGGCACAGGGGAGGGUAGUGUGUUUUUUCCCCCUGAUAAUACAUUUGCAGGUUUUACUAUAUAGGCCUAAUGUCCUCAUAUACUUGCAUUCACCUCCCAUUUAACAUUUACUUGCAUUCACCUCCAUUUAACAUUUAAGUGAAAUGGGAGUUUUAGCCUAUUCAUUGAUUAAAAUAUCAGUUGAUGUAAAUACAUUUGACAGGUCAUGCUUAUCGGUCUAUGAGUAAUUUGCAUAAUUUAGUGGAAUUAAAUUGGCGCGUGUGUAUUUUCUAGGGGUAUCGUAACGGAUAUUGGCAAUUUUCUGGAUACGAUUAUGAUCCAAGUUUUUUUGUAAUUAUCCUUGAUCGGAAUUAUUCUUUUUUUGGGGUGCCAGCCCAGCACGCAUCUUUCGCAUGUUAGUUAGUCAUGUGCAAGGUUCUACGUGGUCUAAAUAACUCAACUGGCUGUCUUUAAAGAGAAGGGCGGGCUGCACGUUGAUCCUGCUGCCUUGAUUGGAUAGAGUGAAGCUGUAUUUCUCCAUACACUCGCUUCAUAAUUUCCUUGCAUGUUUAUGGUAUGAUCAUUUAGAUUGCUGCUGCCUGCUACUAUGAUAAAUCACAUGGCAAGGGCGUUUGCUAUCAACCUGUCAAUGUGCAUAAUAUCUAACAAGCCGCACAAGAGUAGGGAAAAAAAGAUGAAACGCUGAUGCGCAUUCUGACUGAGUGACAGCAAACAUGGCUGCCCGCUGCAAAUUGAGGACACACAGAGACACUCGCACACCCUCUGCGCGUUGCUCCUAAUCUGCAGCUUUUUUGCAGUGAGAACGUGCAGGGAGGUAUUUUCCACACAUCUACUUAAGCAUAUUAAAACACUUCCGUUUUUUCAGAUCACGAGUAUCAUCCGAUCCGACUAUCAACUGUCAAUGUACGGAUACGAUUACGAAUACGAGUAUGGCCAUGUCGGCACACUCCUAGGAUUUUCGUUAGUUGUUAUGAUUCUUAUUUUAUCACACAUGUACAGCAUACAGAAAUUAGCCUAGUUUAAGCAGAAAAGCUGUCAUAGCUAUUUGAUUUCUCAACUGGUAAUUGAAGUGCACUUCCCAUUUGCCAUUCAAGUGCAUAUAACAGUGGGCAGGCUUCAGCACAUGAGCUGCAGGCAGUAUGCAUUUUGAAAACAUAAACUUAAUUGUUUGAAACCUGAACAUUUUUACCACAUAUUAUGAGGCAAUAUAAUAAUAAUAAUAAUAUGCCAUUUAGCAGACGCUUUUAUCCAAAGCGACUUACAGUCAUGCGUGCAUACAUUUUUUUUGUGUAUGGGUGGUCCCGGGGAUCGAACCCACUACCUUGGCGUUACAAGCGCCGUGCUCUACCAGCUGAGCUACAGAGGACUACUGAGGCUUGCUUCAAAGUAGCCCAGGCAAAAUACGACCAAACGUGGAGGCAAUUAUUUUAUAAAGACUUCCAUAUGCCAUUGAAACCAGUAGCCUAUUUCUUUCAUGUUGUAUUGGUUUUCAAAUCAACUUUCUUUCAUUGUCCAGUAGCCAAAAGGCACAAUCCUAGUCAUAUUAGCAACCCAUGUUAGUUGUUGCAUUUUUAGAUCUCCCCCUCUUUUUACAUUUCUAAUGGAUAUUUUCAUCUGUCUCAUGAAACCGCUUGCAUGUGCAGCGUGCUUUUGACAAUGGUGUUUUGCCACUAAUUGCAUUAUGGAACAAACAUUCGCUCGUAGCCUAAUGCCUUGUGCGCAAUGUGCAGAAAUAAUAAUUUAUCAACAUUUUAAGCGAAACGUUCUGAUCUUUUUCAUAAGCCUCAUUGCUUAUUUAUUUUUUAUUUUUAUGUAGCCUAGGCCUACUGGUUGUAUGAAUUUGGGAUCUAUCGUCCCACAACUGUCCCAGAGUCAGUUUGGAACAGGCUAUUUCUUUCUCGCACAGAACGACAAGCUGACCUAUAGAAUAGGAAAACCUUUCUACCAUGGGGAAUAGUAUAUUGAUAUAGACCAGGGGUGUCAAACUCCUUCCACAGAGGGCCAAGUGUCUGCGGGUUUUGGGUUUUUACUUUCAAUUAAGACUUAUACAACCAGGUGAGGGGAUGUCCUUACUAAUUAGUGGCCUUACUUCAUCAAUCAAGUACGAGGGUGGAGCGAAAACCCACAGACACUCGGCCCUCCGUGGAAUCAGUUUGACACGUGACAUAGACUAGUGAUUUUGCUUGUUGGCUGAGAAACUACAUGUGGACAGUUAUUCAAACUUCUUCAAAUGCUAAAAUGUUCAAUAUAAAUCCACAAUAUAGAGGAAUAGCUGAUAGGCAGUGGAGUGGCCAGGUGCGUCAUUACGAAUGAAAGAACAGUGAAGACACACAGCUCAAAAAGCUCCCGUAUUGAUCUUGUUUAGGGACAAUACAAUUAUUCUACGUAGACUAGCCUAUAACACCACAAUCCAGUUAAUAAUUGUAUUAUUGUUUUCAAGUGAAUGCAAUUGAGUACAAUUCUACUCUAGGCUGUAAACUGCAGUGAAAAUGACAUUUGAAUAAUGGCGCAAAAAAACCUAUUAUUUGAACGUUUCAUUCCAUUUGGAUCAGUUGUAGGUCUACUCUCGAAGGAUUAUAGAAAGGCACAGUAGCAUGAUAGUCUGGUUGUAUUUUUAAUUCUGAUACUGAUGCACUGUCUGUUGCCCAUCAUCAUUCUCCCAAGUCGUCCUAUGUGGCCACAUAUGCCUAUGUUCCUAAAUAUUUGUCAUUUAACUUUUAAAAUGUAUUACCUUCUAUUGUGUGGCAUAAACACAACUAGUCACAAUGUUGUAAUCUGAUUAGGCUAAUUCAAAAGUCUCCUAUAGGCUACCUGUGCAUGUUCAUCCACUCCAAUAUAAUUCCAGCAUCCAAACUGUGCAACAGCCAUUCGAUUAAUGGAAAUAGACAUCUGUUACGAAACACCAGAAGGUAUAAUGACAUUCGGAGCCAAGCCUUUGAUACUAAGUAGGGAGGGGUGGAUUUUCUGUUUGUCGAGAUUUACAUACUUGAUUGUGGUGUUGAAAACGCAAACCAUAAUGAUAAGCACUCGAAGUCAGCAAUCGGUAUGCACUUAUACGUUGUUAUUGGUUUAGUGAUGUGCAUUGGCACAGAAAGCUGUUGGUGGAACAUUUGUUGCAUAUAUUUUAUAUAAUUAUGAAAAUAGAAUAAAAAUGAAAAUCUGAUUUCCCCCUAGCUGAUCAUUGUCUGCAGCCGGCUCUGAUCAUAGUGUAAUGAGACAAGCAGGGAGAGUGAGCUUGUCUGUGGUGGUCAGCGAGUGUGACUCUGUCUUGGACUGGGAUUAGGUUUAAGGUUAAAGGGUAAGGGUUGGUUUGAGUCACGGGCCUGGUAUGAACAUGGAAAUAAAUUACCUAUGUUGCACGAACCGGGCUGGUGUGUGAGAGACGUGGUGUGUGUGUAAUUGCAUAUUUGUGUUCCUCUAUGUGCGUGUGUAUGUUGACAUGGGUGCGUGGAAAAAGUAAGGAUAGCACCAAGGCCUGUGGAGAGACCAUGCACUCAUGCGUGUCACUGUACAGAAGUUUAAAAACUUUCCCAAAGAGCUAUCUGAUUGCCCACCACAUGUUCUUGGCAUUCCUUGGGCUCUGUAAUGUACACCUCCACACCGCUGGUCCACACUACCCCAGGGACACAUUCACACAACGCACCCCUAGACCACACCCGCACACACACACACACCUGAUCCUCACUCCUCCUGACACACACACACACACACACACACACACACCCCACCCUUAGUCUUCACUUUUUCUUGGACAUCCACCAUUCCCUGGGACACCCACACCCCUAGUCCUCCUUUGGGUAUUAAUAACCCCCACGGCCCAUCAUUGAAGUAUGUGGUUGACAAGGUUCAGUUACUGGCGACCAAGUAAAGAACGUGAGCAGUGGAAAAGAUGAGUGGAAGGGUCUGGACCCACUAGCCCGGACAAAGAUUAAUUAAACAUAAAAAAUUCACUAAUUUCAACUUUUGACAUGUAUGAAAUGUCAGACAAAUUACAGAUAGCCCAUCAUCCAUCAAUAUAGAAAAGCAAAAGGCUCUAUCCGUUUUUUUACGAAAUACAAAAAGUCUGUCUGAAGUAAUGUGGCCUAAGGAUGGCAGUAGGAUUGAAUAUUUUCCCGGUAUUUUACAAAUGUUCCAUCCCGAGAAUAAAUCACUUUUCUCCCGGGUAACCCGGUAUUUCCUGCCAAAACCGGUGUCAUUCAAAAGCAUUAUAAAGCAUAUAAAUAUGUCUUAGAGCUUUGAUCAGCAUGAAAAUUCAACCCUGAUGCUACCUGAGCCUGAUGAGCCUUACGUUAAAUACAUGUUAUGAGCCCUACAUUAAUGACAUUUAAUGAGCCCAAGCCCAAAAAAUCCCAAAUGAUUGUGCCAUUUCUAAUACAUAUAUGAUAUAGGAUACUGCACAUUAUGCACGACAGAAAAACAUAAAAGCCCAUAGAUGUAGCUAGCUACAGUUGAAGUAGGAAAUGUACAUACACCUUAGCCAAAUACAUUUAAACUCCGUCUGAAAUGUAAUCCUAGUAAAAAAUUCCCUGUCUUAGGUCAGUUAGGAUCACCACUUUAUUUUAAGAAUGUGAAAUGUCAGAAUAAUAGUAGAGAGAAUGAUUUAUUUCAGCUUUUAUUUAUUUAAUCACAUUCCCAAUUGGUCAGAAGUUUACAUACACUCAAUUAGUAUUUGGUAGCAUUGCCUUUAAAUUGUUUAACUUGGGUCAAACGUUUUGGGUAGCCUUCCACAAGCUUCCCACAAUAAGUUGGGUGAAUUUUGGCCCAUUCCUCCUGACAGAGCUGGUGUACCUGAGUCAGGUUUGUAGGCUUCCUUGCUCACACAUGCUUUUUCAGUUCUGCCCAAACAUUUUCUAUAGGAUUGAGGUCAGGGCUUUGCGAUGGCCACUCCAAUACCUUGACUUUGUUGUCCUUAAGCCAUUUUGCCACAACUUUGGAAGUAUGCUUGGGGUCAUUGUCCAUUUGGAAGACCCAUUUGCGACCAAGCUUUAACUUCCUGACUGAUGUCUUGAGAUGUUGCUUCAAUAUAUCCACAUAAUUUUCCUUCCUCAUGAUGCCAUCUAUUUUGUGACAGUCCCUCCUGCAGCAAAGCACCCCCACAGCAUGAUGCUGCCACCCCUGUGCUUCAUGGUUGGAAUGGGGUUCUUCGGCUUGCAAGCAACCCCCUUUUUCCUCCAAACAUAACGAUGGUCAUUAUGGCCAAACAGUUCUAUUUUUGUUUCAUCAGACCAGAGGACAUUUCUCCAAAAAGUAAGAUCUUUGUCCCCAUGUGCAGUUGCAAACCGUAGUCUGCCUUUUUUUAUGGUGGUUUUGGAGCAGUGGCCUCUUCCUUGUUGAGCGGCCUUUCAGGUUAUGUCGAUAUAGGACUUGUUUUACUGUGGAUAUGGAUCAUUUUGUACCUGUUUCCUCCAGCAUCUUCACAAGGUCCUUUGCUGUUGUUCUGGGAUUGAUUUGCACUUCUCGCACCAAAGUACGUUCAUCUCUAGGAGACAGAACGCGUCUCCUUCCUGAGCGGUAUGACGGCUGCGUGGUCCCAUGGUGUUUAUACUUGCGUACUAUUGUUUGUACAGAUGAACGUGGUACCUUCAGGCGUUUGGAAAUUGCUCUCAAGUAUGAACCAGACUUGUGGAGGUCUACAAACUUGUGGAGGUCUUGGCAGAUUUCUAUUGAUUUUCCCAUGAUGUCAAGCAAAGAGGCACUGAGUUUGAAGGUAGGCCUUGAAAUAGAUUCACAGGUACACCUCCACUUGACUCAAAUGAUGUCAAUUAGCCUAUCAGAAGCUUCUAAAGCCAUGACAUCAUUUUCUGGAAUUUUCCAAGCUGUUUAAAGGCACAGUCAAUUUAGUGUAUGUAAACUUCUGACCCACUGGAAUUGUGAUACAGUUAAUUAUAAGUGAAAUAAACAACAAUUGUUGGAAAAAUUACUUGUAUCAUGCACAAAGUAGAUGGCCUAACCGACUUGCCAAAACUAUAGUUUGUUAACAAGAAAUUUGUGGAGUGGUUGAAAAACUAGUUUUAAUGACUCCAACCUAAGUGUACAUAAACUUCCAACUUCAACUGUACAGUCAUGGUCAAAAGUUUUUUGAGAAUGACACAAAUAUUAAUUUUCACAAAUUCUGCUGCCUCAGUUUUUAUGUUGGAAAUUUGCAUAUACUCCAGAAUGUUAUGAAGAGUGAUCAGAUGAAUUGCAAUUAAUUGCAAAGUCCCUCUUUGCUAUGAAAAUUAACUUAAUCCCCAAAAAACAUUUCCACUGCAUUUCAGCCCUGCCACAAAUGGACCAGCUGACAUCAUGUCAGUGAUUCUCUCGUUAACACAGGUGAGAGUGUUGACGAGGACAAGGCUGGAGAUCACUCAGUCAUGCUGAUUGAGUUAGAAUAACAGACUGGAAGCUUUAAAAGGAGGGUGGUGCUUGAAAUCAUUGUUCUUCCUCUGUUAACCAUGGUUACCUGCAAGGAAACACGUGCCGUCAUCAUUGCUUUGCACAAAAAGGGCUUCACAGGCAAGGAUAUUGCUGCUAGUAAGAUUGCACCUAAAUCAACCAUUUAUCGGAUCAUCAAGAACUUCAAGGAGAGAGGUUCAAUUGUUGUGAAGAAGGCAUCAGGGCACCCAAGAAAGUCCAGCAAGCACCAGGACCGUCUCCUAAAGUUGAUUCAGCUGCGGGAUUGGGGCACCACCAGUGCAGAGCUUGCUCAGGAAUGGCAGCAGGCAGGUGUGAGUGCAUCUGCACGCACAGUGAGGCGAAGACUUUUGGAGGAUGGCCUGGUGUCAAGAAGGGCAGUGAGGAAGCCACUUCUCUCCAGGAAAAACAUCAGGGACAGACUGAUAUUCUGCAAAAGGUACAGGGAUUGGACUGCUGAGGACUGGGGUAAAGUCAUUUUCUCUGAUGAAUCCCCUUUCCGAUUGUUUGGGGCAUCCGGAAAACACCUUGAGACCAUUCAUGUGUGGGGUUGCUUCUCAGCCAAGGGAGUGGGCUCACUCACAAUUUUGCCUAAGAACACAGCCAUGAAUAAAGAAUGGUACCAACACAUCUUCCGAGAGCAAUUUUUCCCAACCAUCCAAGAACAGUUUGGUGACAACCAAUGCCUUUUCCAGCAUGAUGGAGCACCUUGCUAUAAGGCAAAAGUGAUAACUAAGUGGCUCGGGGAACAAAACAUCGACAUUUUGGGUCCAUGGCCAGGAAACUCCCAAGACCUUAAUCCCAUUGAGAACUUGUGGUCAAUCCUCAAGAGGCGGAUGGACAAACAAAACCCCAGAAAUUCUGACAAACUCCAAGCAUUGAUUAUGCAAGAAUGGGCUGCCAUCAGUCAGGAUGUGGGCCAGAAGUUAAUUGACAGCAUGCCAGGGCAGAUUGCAGUGGUCUUGAAAAAGAAAGGUCAACACUGCAAAUAUUGACUCUUUGCAUAAACUUAAUGUAAAUGUCAAUAAAAGCCUUUGACACUUAUGGAAUGCUUGUAAUUGUACUUCAGUAUACCAUACUAACAUCUGACAAAAAUAUCUAAAAACACUGAAGCAGCGAACUUUGUGAAGACCAAUACCAAUACUACUGUCAUUCUCACAACUUUUGGCCACGACUGUAUAUGCUCUCUUGGGUAAAUAUAUUAAGCUAGCUCCAGUAUGUUAAUUGUUUUGAGUGUGAACUGUAUUACUGUAUUGUAUUAUAUGGACUGGAAUUAUGCACAUCUUUCAAACCAUGAUAAAGCAGAAGAGAACAUGCAAGUAUAGGCUAGCGAUUUUAAUUUUGAAAUAUAAUAUAUUUGUAUAAUUAGUAGGCUGACACAUACUGUAUAUACAGUACCUUUAAUAAUAUUUUCCCUAUUGUUAUUAGCCUACCUCCUCUUUCUCUCGCUAUUGUUUCAUCCCUUUCUCGCUUUCAACAGUUAAAUGAAAUACGUUUCAUUGUCCUUAUCUUCAUCAUUCUAAUGACAUCCUUGAAUAAUAUAGGCUUUCACUUGUCUUCAUGAAGAUUGAAUGGUUAUGGUUCUGAAUAAAUAACUGUUAUAGCCUACCGCCAUCGCGCGUUCGCUCUUCUUUCAAAAAAAAAGUUAUGUCCAUCGAGCUAUUCUAGUCUAGCUUUUCCUGCAUGGGACUCCAAGAGCAAAGGAACGUUUUUGAAGGAAAGGCCAGUGGAGUACAGGUGUUUGCGUAUUGCACAAGAGACAGAGGCUAUAAGUUAGAAGCUUAUUAUGCAUAACCCAUCAUUAAUUAGCUAAAUAUAAGGCUAAUACUGCAUUUAAUGUAUUAUCUGAAAGAAGUAGGCUAGGACAUCUAUAUAUAGGGUUAUAUAUCAAUCUAGAACAGGAUUAUCUAUUUUGGAUGUAAUUUGAAUGGAGUUGAUGGAGAGAGAGAAAAGACUGCGAGAGAGUUCUCGCACGUGCACUGAUUUAAAGCAACGAUAUUCGAGUGAUAGGCUGUAAAAAAUAAAAAAUAAAAAUCUUUACAAUUAAAAACAAGGUGACCCCCGAAAGCCAGAUGGAAAUGGGCUGUCUGUCUCCACCCUAAGCGAUGAUUCAUCAUGCAGUAGAGGAGCCUGAUUUAGACAUAGCAUGUAAUUUAACAGUUCGAUUUCACGCAAUGCUGUUCAUUUAAAUAAUUUAUUAUAAUUUAACGGUUUCUCUCAGUUAUUUAUCCCGGGAAAAGGGAGUGGUUUUGGGCGGUAAAUAACGGUAAUCGGGUCCCCGCCAUUCAACCCUAGAAGGCAGUGAUUAAUGAAUGAGUGCAGUUGUGCUCCCAAUGUCAGAUGGUGUUAAUGGGGAGUCGGGACAAAGGAGACUGUGUAAGAGAGUUGGGGGGUGAGGAGAGGCUGUCAGGGUGAGGGGAGCAGGAUUAUGUGUGAGAGAGUAGGGGGGAUGAGGAGGAGAGACUGGGAGCGGAGGAAGUUAAUUGAUAGUGGUGCAGUUUGCUGCAAGGUGAAUAAGUGUGAGUGUAGUGAGGAGGAGUGGGAUAACUUUGAGACAGGGACAGAGGGAAUAGGUGAGAGAGCAUACUUUGAACCUUUAUUUAAUCCAGGGAGUCCUUUCUCCCAAAGUGUGCACUUGUUCACUUCCCUUAAAAAGACCAGAUCUCAAAUCAAAUCAAAUCAAAUUUUAUUGGUCACAUGCGCCGAAUACAACAGGUGUAGACAUUACAGUGAAAUGCUUACUUACAGCCCUUAACCAACAGUGCAUUUAUUUUAAACAAAAAAGUAAGAAUAAAACAACAACAAAAAAGUGUUGAGAAAAAAAGAGCAGAAGUAAAAAAUAAAGUGACAGUAGGGAGGCUAUAUAUACAAUAGAAUAAAGUGACAGUAGGGAGGCUAUAUAUACAGGGGGGUACCGUUGCAUAGUCAAUGUGCGGGGGCACCGGCCAGUUGAGGCAGUUGAGGCAAUAUGUACAUGUGGGUAGAGUUAAAGUGACUAUGCAUAAAUACUUAACAGAGUAGCAGCAGCGUAAAAAGGAUGGGGUGGGGGGGCAGUGCAAAUAGUCCGGGUAGCCAUGAUUAGCUGUUCAGGAGUCUUAUGGCUUGGGGGUAGAAGCUGUUGAGAAGUCUUUUGGACCUAGACUUGGCACUCCGGUACCGCUUGCCGUGCGGUAGCAGAGAGAACAGUCUAUGACUAGGGUGACUGGAGUCUUUGACAAUUUUGAGGGCCUUCCUCUGACACCGCCUGGUAUAGAGGUCCUGGAUGGCAGGGAGCUUUGCCCCAGUGAUGUACUGGGCCGUACGCACUACCCUCUGUAGUGCCUUGCGGUCAGAGGCCAAGCAGUUGCCAUACCAGGCGGUGAUGCAACCAGUCAGGAUGCUCUCGAUGGUGCAGCUGUAGAAUUUUUUGAGGAUCUGAGGACCCAUGCCAAAUCUUUUUAGUCUCCUGAGGGGGAAUAGGCUUUGUCGUGCCCUCUUCACGACUGUCUUGGUGUGUUUGGACCAUGAUAGUUCGUUGGUGAUGUGGACACCAAGGAACUUGAAGCUCUCAACCUGUUCCACUACAGCCCCGUCGAUGAGAAUGGGGGCGUGCUCAGUCCUCUUUUUUUUCCUGUAGUCCACAAUCAUCUCCUUUGUCUUGGUCACGUUGAGGGAGAGGUUGUUGUCCUGGCACCACACGGCCAGAUCUCUGACCUCCUCCCUAUAGGCUGUCUCAUCGUUGUCGGUGAUCAGGCCUACCACUGUUGUGUCGUCGGCAAACUUAAUGAUGGUGUUGGAGUCGUGCCUGGCCAUGCAGUCAUGGGUGAACAGAGAGUACAGGAGGGGACUGAGCACGCACCCCUGAGGGGCCCCCGUGUUGAGGAUCAGUGUGGCAGAUGUGUUGUUACCUACCCUUACCACCUGGGGGCGGCCCGUCAGGAAGUCCAGGAUCCAGUUGCAGAGGGAGGUGUUUAGUCCCAGGAUCCUUAGCUUAGUGAUGAGCUUUGAGGGCACUAUGGUGUUGAAUGCUGAGCUGUAGUCAAUGAAUAGCAUUCUCACGUAGGUGUUCCUCUUGUCCAGGUGGGAAAGGGCAGUGUGGAGUGCGAUAGAGAUUGCAUCAUCUGUGGAUCUGUUGGGGCGGUAUGCAAAUUGGAGUGGGUCUAGGGUUUCUGGGAUUAUGCUGUUGAUGUGAGCCAUGACCAGUCUUUCAAAGCACUUCAUGGCUACAGACGUCAGUGCCACGGGUCGGUAGUCAUUUAGGCAGGUUAUCUUAGAGUUCUUGGGCACGGGGACUAUGGUGGUCUGCUUGAAACAUGUUGGUAUUACAGACUCAGUCUGGUAUAAGAAAUGUGGUGGAAACUCUGUCUAGCCCAUGAUUACACCAAUCCAAUGCUUUUGUGAGGAGUGCACAAUGCACACUUGGGGAGAAAGGACAGAUGAUUUAGAUGCAGGGAGUGUACUGUGCAGUAUGUGGGUAGGAUUCGAUGAGGGUAGUGGGAGUACUGACCAGAAGGAAUGGAGGAGACAGAAGUGCUGCUGUUGCAGUGUUCAAUUAAUGUGGAUGGCUAAAGGGGAUACCUUGCAAUCGCAGUGCGCAGGAGCUUCUUGUCUUUAAAGUACCAUGAGUAGGGCAUGGGUGUUUUUCCCAAUUACAUGGCCUUUACAAAAUGAGGCAAGCGCAAACACAGCUGGUCAGAAAAAACUCCUGGCCCUAACUAUGAGAGCAACAUACUCCCAUGAGGAAAGCUAGUAAGUGGUUAGGUUUAGGCAUGCUAGUGAUUGGUUAACAUAACGGUUGGGGUAAGAAGAGAAUGGAGGCACCGCUACCAGAACCACUAAUGAAUAUGAACCUCCCUUCGCCCUCUGGUCCUUGCCUCCUCCAUCCCUUCCACUGCAGACUGAUGGUUGAUUGAUCCGAGCCCAGGAUCGAUGCUUUAACAACUGCAGAGUCGACGCUAGUCAAUGGCAGCCCAGCCUCUCCCUCCCUAGCUCCUGAGAACAGGGCUGCGUCCCAAAAGGCACCCUAUUCCCUAUAUAUAUACAGUGCAUUCGGAAAGUGUACAGACCCCUUGACUUUUUCCACAUUUUGUUUAAUGUUACAGCCUUAUUCUAAAAUAGAUUAAAUUUUUUAAAAUCCUCAUCAAUCUACACACAAUAACCCAAAAUGACAAAGCGAAAACUGUUUUUUAGAAAAUUGUGCAAAUUGAUUAAAAAAAUAAAAACAGAAAUACCUUAUUUACAUAAGUAUUCAGACACUUUGCUAUGAGACUUGAAAUUGAGCUCAGGUGCAUCCUGUUUCCAUUGAUCAUCCUUGAGAUGUUUCUACAACUUGAUUGGAGUCCAAUUGUGGUAAAUUCAAUUGAUUGGACAUGAUUUGGUAAGGCGCACACUAUAUAAGAUCUGGGGAAGGGUACCAAAACAUUUCUGCAGCAUUGAAGAUCCCCAAGAACACAGUGGCCUCCAUCAUUAUUAAAUGGAAGAAGUUUGGAACCACUAAGACACUUCCUAGAGCUGGCCGCCCGGCCAAACUGAGCAAUCAGGGGAGAAGGGCCUUGGUAAGGGAGGUGACCAAGAACCCAUCAUGCUGUGGGGAUGUUUUUCAGCGGCAGGGACUGGGAGACUAGUCAGGAUUGAGGGAAAGAUGAACGGAGCAAAGAACAGAGAGAUCCUUGAUGAAAACCUGCUCCAGCGCGCUCAGGACCUCAGACUGGGGCAAAGUUCACCUUCCAACAGGACAACGACUCUAAGCACACAGCCAAGACAACGCAGGAAUGGCUUCGGGACAAGUCUCGGAAAGUCCUGGAGUGGCCCAGCCAGAGCCCGGACUUGAACCCAAUCUAACAUCUCUGGAGGGACCUGGAAAUAGCUGUGCAGCAUUGCUCCCCAUCCAACCUAACAGAGCUUGAGAGGAUCUGCAGAGAAGAAUGGGAGAAACUCCCCAAAUACAGGUGUGCCAAGCUUGUAGCGUCAUACCCAAAAUACUAGAGGCUGUAAUCACUGCCAAAGGUGCUUCAACAAAGUACUGAGUAAAGGGUCUGAAUACUUAUGUAAAUGUGAUAUUUCAGUAAUGUAUUAGUUUUUUUGCAAACAUUUAAAAAAAACUGUUUUUGUUUUGUCAUUGUGGGGUAUUGUGUGUACAUUGAUGAGUGGGAAAAUCUAUUUAAUCAAUUUUAGAAUAAGGCUGUAAUGUAACAAAAUGUGGAAAAAGUCAAGGGGUCUGAAUACUUUCCGAAUGCACUGUAUAUAUAGUGCACUACUUUUCACCAGGGUACAGGCUCUGGUCGAAAAAUAGUGCACUAUAUAGGGAAUUGGGUGCCAUUUGGGACGGAGGCUUCCUGAAAGGUCACACUCCGCUAUUCUGAGGAGAUAAAAGCACUUGGCAUCCCAGUACUGCUUCUCAGUCCUAAUUACCAAUGGCUUUCCGAUGGAUAUGGCUUUCUAAUGCUGGCUGUUUUUUGGGGGAGUGGUGUGACUGGAUACAUCCCGACAGUGCUCCAAGAGGAUAUGUUGGAGUGUCAAUCCCAAUUCCAGUUACAGUGUCUUGCAAAAGUAUUCAUCCCCCUUGGCGUUUUUCAUAUUUUGUUGCAUUACAACCUGUAAUUUAAAUGGAUUUUAUUUGGAUUUCAUGUAAUGGACAUGCACAAAAUAGUCCAAAUUGGUGAAGUGAAAUAAAAUAAAAUACUUGUUUCAAAAAAUUAUAAAAAAUAAAUAUCGGAAAAGUGGUGCGUGCGUAUGUAUUCACCCCCUUUGGUAGGAAGUAAUCCUAAAUAAGAUCUGGUGCAACCAAUUACCUUCAUAAGUCACAUAAUUAGUUAUAUAAAGUCUACUUGUGUGCAAUCUAAGUGUCACAUGAUCUGUCACAUGAUCUCAGUAUAUAUACACACCUGUUCUAAAAGGCCCCAGAGUCUGCAACACCACUAAGCAAGGGGCACCACCAAGCAAGCGGCACCAUGAAGACCUAGAAGCUCUCCAAACAGGUCAGGGACAAAGUUGUGGACAAGCACAGAUCAGGGUUGGGUUAUAAAAUAAUAUCAGAAACUUUGAACAUCCCACGGAGCACCAUUAAAUCCAUUAUUUAAAAAAUGGAAUGAAUAUGACACCACAACAAACCUGCCAAGAGAAGGCUGCCCACCAAAACUCACGGACCAGGCAAGAAAGGCAUUAUUCAGAGGCAACAAAGAGACCAAAGAUAACCCUGAAGGAGCUGCAAAGCUCCACAGCGUAGAUUGGAGUAUCUGUCCAUAGGACCACUUUAAGCCGUACACUCCACAGAGCUGGGCUUUACGGAAGAGUGGCCAGAAAAAAGCCAUUGCUUAAAGAAAACGUUUGAUGUUUGCUAAACCCAUGUGGGAGACUCCCCAAACAAAUGGAAGAAGGUACUCUGGUACCUCUCGAGACUAAAAUUGAGCUUUUUGGCCAUCAAGGAAAACGCUAUGUCUGGUGCAAACCCAACACCUCACAUCACCCCGAGAACACCAUCCCCACAGUGAAGCAUGGUGGUGGCAGCAUCAUGCUGUGUGGAUGUUUUUCAUCGGCAGGGACUGGGAAACUGGUCAGAAGUGAAGGAAUGAUGGAUGGCGCUAAAUACAGGGAAAUUAUUGAGGGAAACCUGUUUCAGUCUUCCAGAGAUUUGAGACUGGGACGGAGGUUCACCUUCCAGAAGGACAAUGACCCUAAGCCCACUGCUAAAGCAACACUCGAGUGGUUUACCCAGUCAAAACUGUUCGCUGCUCUGGCACCCCAAUGGUGGAACCGACGCCAGGACAGCGGAGUCACUCACCACCUUCCGGAGACAUUUGAAACCCCACCUCUUUAAGGAAUACCUGGGAUAGGAUAAAGUAAUCCUUCUACCCCCCCCCCCCCCCCCCCCCCCCCCCCCCCCAAAAAAUAAAAAUAAAAUAAAAACAUUGUAAAGUGGUUAUCCCACUGGCUAUAAGGUGAAUGCACCAAUUUGUAAGUCACUCUGGAUAAGAGCGUCUGCUAAAUGACGUAAAUGUAAAUGUAAAAAUGUAAAUGUUUAAGGGGAAACAUUUAAAUGUCUUGGAAUGGCCUAGUCAAAGCCCAGACCUCAAUCCAAUUGAGAAUCUGUGGUAUGACUUAAAGAUUGCUGUACACCAGCGAAACCCAUCCAACUUGAAGGAACUGGAGCAGUUUUGCCUUGAAGAAUGGGCAGAAAUCCCAGUGGCUAGAUGUGCCAAGCUUAUAGAGACAUACCCCAAGAGACUUGCAGCUGUAAUUGCAGCAAAAGGUGGCUCUACAAAGUAUUGACUUUGGGGGGGGGGGUGAAUGGUUAUGCACGCUCAAGUUUUCUGUUUUAUUGUCUUAUUUCUUGUUUGUUUCACAAGAAAAAAUAUUUUGCAUCUUCAAAGUGGUAGUUAUGUUGUGUAAAUCAAAUGAUACAAACCCCCCAAAGAAUCCAUUUUAAUUCCAGGUUGUAAAGCAACAAAAUUGGAAAAAUGCCAAGGGGGGUGAAUACUUUCACAAGCCACUGUAUAGCAUCAAAAGUGGUCGAAUAGAUUUCCGGUGUUUUGUUGAGACAUUAAAAAAGAGAGGUCUAUCUGAUUUAAUCAGAGUGGAUUCUACAUUGAUUUUACAUGAGCCUGCCAUCUAAAGCUGUGUGUGCGUGCGUGCGUUCAUGUAUGCGUGCGUUUGUCAGUCUUGCACUAACGCUGUGAUAGAUGAGGAUUUGAUUAUGUAUGUGUGUGUGCGUGUGUGUGUCCAUAUCCGUGUGUGCGUUUGUGUGUAGCUCUGAUCCAUCUGACGCUCCCUACCCAGCUCUUCUCUUCCUCAGGCCAGUGAUGUGCCAUCACUUAUCUGUCCUCCCCCACAUUCUAUUUAUAAACGCACAGCUUACCUCAGAGACUUCAGGAAAGAAGCAAUGCAUCUAUAAUUAAACUGAAGCUCUCUCUAUCUUUUUCUCUCACACACCAUCUCGAUCCAUCCUGUCUUCUCUUUAUACAAUACCUCUUCAUAUGUAUUUACAUGUGUUUUUUGUCUGUCUAGGAUACAUCUCUCUCUCUGUGCUGUGUAGCACUGUAUCCUUUCACAUCCUUCUGAAGAUCUCUCUGUAGCUCAUUCAACCAUUUUGUGCCUUUCUCACCCGCCUAUUUUAACCUUUUUCUCUUUAAUUUUGUAUCUCUCUCGCUCCCCUUUCUUUGUAUUCCCCUCUCUUUCUCUAUGUGUAACUCUAUUGCUGUGAGUGGGCUCUUCCCUGAGCCUCAGUGUUUCUGUAGAGAUACCAUGCAUGGUUGUGUAAUAGUCACUCCCUACCAUAGAGAUCUGGUAUACAGUGCAAUUGGAAAGUAUUCAGACCCCUUUACUUUUCCCACAUUUUGUUACGUUACAGCCUUAUUCUAAAAUUGAUUAAAUUGUUUUUUUCCCCACUCAUCAAUCUACACACAAUACCCCAUAAUGAUUAAGCAAAAACAAUUUUUUGCAAAUGUAUAAAUAAAUAACUGAAAUAUCACAUUUACAUAAGUAUUCAGACCCUUUACUCAGUACUUUGUUGAAGCACCUUAGGCAGCGAUUACAGCCUCGAGUCUUCUUGGGUAUGACGCUACAAGCUUGGCACACCUGUGUUUGGGGAGUUUCUCCCAUUCUUCUCUGCAGAUCCUCUCAAGCUCUGUCAGGUUGGAUGGGGAUCGUUGCUGCACAGCUAUUUUCAGGUCUCUCCAGAGAUGUUCGAUCGGGUUGAAGUCCGGGCUCUGGCUGGGCCACUCAAGGACAUUCAGAGACUUGUCCCGAAGCCACUCCUGCAUUGUCUUGGCUGUGUGCUUAGGGUCGUUGUCCUGUUGGAAGGUGAACCUUCACCCCAGUCUGAGGUCCUGAGCGCUCUGGAGCAGGUUUUCAUCAAGGAUCUCUCUGUACUUUGCUCCAUUCAUCUUUCCUUCGAUCCUGACUAGUCUCCCAGUCCCUGCCGCUGAUAGAAUCUCCACAGCAUGAUGCACUGUCGGGAUGGUGCCAGGUUUCCUCCAGAUGUGACGCUUGGCAUUCAGGCCAAAGAGUUCAAUCUUGGUUUCAUCAGACCAGAGAAUCUUGUUUCUCAUGGUCUGAGAGUCCUUUAGGUGCCUUUUGGCAAACUCCAAACGGGCUGUCAUGUGCCUUUUUACUGAGUGGCUUCCGUCUGGCCACUCUACCAUAAAGGCCAGAUUGGUGGAGUGCUGCAGAGAUGGUUGUCCUUCUGGAAGGUUCUCCCAUCUCCACAGAGGAACUCUGGAGCUCUGUCAGAGUGACCAUCGGGUUCUUGGCCACCUCCCUGACCAAGGCCCUUCUCCCCCGAUUGCUCAGUUUGGCCGGGUGGACAGCUAUAGGAAGAGUCUUGGUUGUUCCAAACUUCUUCCAUUUAAGAAUGAUGGAGGCCAGUGUGUUCUUGGUGAUCUUCAAUGCUGCAGAAAUGUUUUGUGCCUCGACACAAUCCUGUCUCUGAGCUCUACGGACAAUUCGUUCCACCUCAUGGCUUGCUUUUUCUCUGACAUGCACUGUCAACUGUGGGAGCUUAUAUAGACAGGUGUGUACCUUUCCAAAUCAUGUUCAAUUAAUUGAAUUUACCACAGGUGGACUCCAAUCAAGUUGUAGAAACAUCUCAAGGAUGAUCAAUGGAAACAGGAUGCACCUGAGCUCAAUUUCGAGUCUCAUAGCAAAGGGUCUGAAUACUCAUGUAAAUAAGGUAUUUCUGUUUUUGGUUUGUGAUUAUGGGGUAUUGUGUGUAGAUUGAUGAGGAAAACAUUUUAUUUAAUACAUUUUAGAAUAAGGCUGGAACGUAACAAAAUGUGGAAAAAGUCAAGGGGUCUGAAUACUUUCCGAAUGCACUAUAUACAGUUUAUAUAUGUACUGUAUCUCUAAGCUCUCUAUUCUUCAUCCAUUAGACACCAGGGAUAUCCAUUUUUCAAGACCUUUGCAAUCCGCCCUGGCAUACUGUCAAUUAACUUCUGUCCCACAUCCUGACUGAUGGCAGCCCAUUCUUGCAUAAUCAAUCCUUGGAGUUUGUGGGUUUUUGUUUGUCCACCCGCCUCUUGAGGAUCAACCUCAAGUUCAAAAUGGGAUUAAGGUCUGUGGAGUUUCCUGGCCAUGGACCCAAAAUGUCGAUGUUUUGUUCCCCGAGCCACUUAGUUAUCACUUUUGCCUUAUGGCAAGGUGCUCCAUCAUGCUGGAAAAGGCAUUGGUCGUCACCAAACUGUUCUUGGAUGGUUGGGAGAAGUUGCUCUCGAAGGAUGUGUUGGUACCAUUCAUUAUUCAUGGCUGUGUUCUUAGGCAAACAUGUGAGUGAGCCCACUCCCUUGGCUGAGAAGCAACCCCACACAUGAAUGGUCUCAGGAUGCUUUACUGUUGGCAUGACACAGGACUAAUGGUAGCGCUCACCUUGUCUUCUCCGGAAAGGGGAUUCAUCAGAGAAAAUGACUUUACCCCAGUCCUCAGCAGUCCAAUCCCUGUACCUUUUGCAGAAUAUCAGUCUAUCCCUGAUGUUUUUUCCUGGAGAGAAGUAACUUCUUUGCUGCCCUUCUUGACACCAGGCCAUCUUCCAAAAGUCUUCGCCUCACUGUGCGUGCAGAUGCACUCACACCUGCCUAAUGCCAUUCCUGAGCAAGCUCUGCACUGGUGGUGCCCUGAUUCCGCAGCUGAAUCAACUUUAGGAGACGGUCCUGGUGCUUGCUGGACUUUCUUGGGUGCCCUGACGCCUUCUUCACAAGAAUUGAACCUCUCUCCUUGAAGUUCUUGAUGAUCCGAUAAAUUGUUGAUUUAGGUGCAAUCUUACUAGCAGCAAUAUCCUUGCCUGUGAAGCCAUUUUUGUGCAAAGCAAUGAUGACGGCACGUCUUUCCUUGCAGUUAACCAUGGUUAACAGAGGAAGAACAAUGAUUUCAAGCACCACCCUCCUUUUAAAGCUUCCAGUCUGUUAUUCUAACUCAAUCAGCAUGACAGAGUGAUCUCCAGCCUUGUCCUCGUCAACACUCUCACCUGUGUUAACGAGAAAAUCACUGACAUGAUGGCAGCUGGUCCUUUUGUGGCAGGGCUGAAAUGCAGUGGAAAUGUUUUGGGGGGAUUAAGUUCAUUUUCAUGGCAAAGAGGGACUUUGCAAUGAAUCUGAUCACUCUUCAUGACAUUCUGGAGUAUAUGCAAAUUGCCAUCAUCAAAACUGAGGCAGCAGACUUUGUGAAAAUGUGUAUUUGUGUCAUUCUCAACUUUGGACCACGACUGUAUGCUCGAGAAUAAAUGUAAUGGAUCUUAAAACAACUUUGUUGACUGGUUUAAAUUAAAAUAUACAUUUGGUUUGUAUUGUGGAGCAUGUAAGAAUACCUGUGUGCUGGAGAUUCCCAUUCAAAAUCCGAUUUUACCUAACCCUAAUCCUAACCCUUAGCCCCUACCAUAGUUACAACCCUUUCCUGCAGUCAAAUGACCAAAUCACCCUCAUGGGUGGAAUGUUAUUAAUAUUUUUCCUAAUUUUAUCAUUAAUAAAUAUUAUUUAUAAAAACCUGCCGAAAAUCCGGUGCUUUUAUGUCAAACGGUUUUGUUAUAUUUCAGUCUUCUGUGAUGUAUGUAAAGGUAAUAUUGUGACACAAACUCAAAAUGUAAUACAUUUCAACUCUAUAUCUUACAUGGUACAGGUGUCUUCUGUGAGGUGUAUUCAAAGUAGAUUUUUUAAAGACUACCAAGAAACACUCUGUGACCCUGAUUUAGCCCACUGCAGUAAAAGGUUAAACCUAACCCUAAUUCUAACCAUAACCCUAACCUUAACCCUAAAAUACCCUUUUUACAAGUGAGGACCUGCAAAGUGUCCUCACAAGUAUAGUAAAACAUGUGCACACACACACACUGUCAAACUGCCAAAAUAAUUUUGGGGACAAAGAAUCAAGUAAUGUGACUUACACUGAUGGGAAGAAUGCUUUUGAUCUGUUGAGCCAAGAUUGUGUGAUUAACAGAUAAUAAUUUCUCUCUCUCUCUCUCUCUCUCCUCAGCCCUGAUAUUGCUUUUCUACCUGGUCUUCUAUGGCUUCCUGGCGGGGAUGUUCACGCUCACUAUGUGGGUCAUGCUGCAGACCCUGGACGACAACAUUCCUACGUACCGCGACCGAGUGGCCAGUCCAGGUGACUUAUUACGCUGCAGCGAAACAGACACUCAACCUAAACAGAACAGUGCUCAAAUUGAACUUCACCCAUUCACUUACUCUUUCUUUCUCUCUCGCUCUUUCUCUCUCUCUCUCUCUCUCUCUCUCUCUCUCUCUCUCUCUCUCUCUCUCUCUCUCUCUCUCUCUCUCUCUCUCUCUCUCUCUCUCUCUCUCUCUCUCUCUCUCUCUCUCUCUCUCUCGCUGUCUUCCUUUCUGUUGCUCUCUCCCUCUCUCUCUCUCACACACUCACGAACACACACACACACACACACACACAUACAAUACGAAUAUGUCCACCCUCUCUCAAACAUGUCAUUAUUUCUAACGGACAUUGUCGUUUAUUUUCUUGACACUGCUGCAGAAUGGGAGCCUGCUGGUUGGCUGGUGAGCUCACUCACUAACGCCAGAGCUGUCUCUGCUAGUGCCUGGCCUGCACAGUGUCUCGGACUCUGCUGCCAUGUCCCACUGAAGCCCUUACUGGUGGAGCUGGCUGCCACUGCCAAAACACGCAAGCACUCAGGGAAUUAACAGAUCAGUCAAACACUGACUGACCGAUAUUGUCAUUUUACAAAUGAAAAACGACCUACCGAGUCUCAGAACCCGUUAAUUAAUACUGUGUCAGUGUAAAAAAGAGACGCGUUAGAAAUGUGAUCCUGUGAAUUAUGGAGCAGAGUUGUGUGUGUGUGUGUAGGAGUGAGAGAGUCUGUCUCUCAGGCUGUGCAGGCAUCCUCCUGCUGGUCCACCAGUACAGCACCCAUCUGGUCUGUCCCCACAGCUCCUCUCCAUCUCCAUGGCCCUGACAGAGAGGCCAUCAUGAAAACUAACUCCCCUCCUUUACAAUUACAAAUCCUAAUACUGUAUAUAAUAAUAAUAAUAAUAAUAAUAAUAAUAAUAAUAAUAAUAAUAACAUAUGCCAUUUAGCAGGAAUCGAACCCACGGUAUUGACGUUGCAGGCACCAUGCUCUACCAAUUGAGCCAUACUGCACAUUUAUGACCUCCGCCACCUGCAGCCAACCUUCUCGAAUGGGAUUCUAUCUUUUGACUCUUCCUGCUCUUGUAAAAUGUGCUGUAUGCUAAGUUUCUAAGGCGGUGUAGCAGAACCUGCAGAGUUGCCGCUAAAAUGCAAACCUUCUGACUAGCUGCUUUUUGGGGUUCGGCAAAAAAUGUGUAGAAUGCAGGUAUAGUAUAGCAAGCUUCUCUCUUUCUCUCGCUCUUCCACACACACACACACUCUCAUGACAAUUUAUUCCACCCACAGUCUCCUGUCAUCCUCUCUCCUCUUCUCUCACUCUGUGUCCUCUCCCAUUGGCCCCUCUUUUGGAGUCCUUCCAUGGUGUCGUCUGUCACCGCACGCACUUUCUAAUGGAGUCCUGGGUGUUGACGCCUUGAGGUCACAACUAAGACGUACUCAUCUGAAUCAGCCACUAGUCAAAUUCCAUCGUAGCGUCCUGAUAAUAAGGCUUCCUCGACCUCGCAGUUUGCAGACGGCUUGGCUGAGUCCCAAAUGGCACCCUUUUCCUACAUAAUGGAGUACUUUUGACCAAGGCCCAUAGGGCUCUGGUCAUGAGUAGUGCACUAUAUAGGGAAUAGGGUGCCAUUUGGGACGCAGCCCAUUUUGACGGUCGGUCACAGCUGACCCUCUUUGCCAGCAGGGUUUCAUCUGGCGAGUGUUAAUAACAUUGGCUGUUGUGAAAACUUGUCUUAGCUAUUAAAGUCUCUCCGCAACCCAUUUGAACAACAGAUACAGUAUUACAAUAUAUGGCUGUCAGGCAAUACAUGUGGUUGAUUGUAGUAUAAGAUUUUGAUAACAAUAAUAUGAUUAUUAGUGUGACCGACUGGAUUUGAACUGGGGUGAUCUGCGUGCCACCAUAAUUGAGUUAGUCUGCUGAGCUAAAGUCCAGGCAUCAGCUUGGGGAGCUAAUACAAAUCUUCAGGUCUCAGGUAGGGCUGUGGCGGUUCAUGAUAUUUUGUCAGCCGGUGAUUGUCAAGCAAAUAACUGCCUGUCUCACGGUAAUUGACCGUUAAUUAACAUAAACACAUUUAGCAUCUCCUAGCUUCCACACAUAGCCUACAAGACACUGAUGCAGACCUUUCAGAACAUCUACAUUUUAAAAAGUCUAAUAAAUCCAUGUAAUAUAGCCUACACCAUCACAAUAAAUCUAUUUAUUUUAGACAUGUCUAAAGAAACAUGAUAUGAAGAAAAUGAAGUCUAUUUCAGAACAUCAGAAUAGCUUACAAUGAGUUGUAUUUAUGUUAGGCCCUGAACUGGCUAUGCCAUAUGGCUGUGGGCUACACUAGUUAAUUUAGCAGACAAGAUUUGCUUAGAAUUCCGUGACAUUAUUUUAUAUUAUUUUAUAGUAUGAAGAAUACAAUUGAACAUUAAUAAAAUAGAAAGGAUAUUUUCACCAAACGAUUUGAGGGAGUGCGCACAUGCAGCUAUUCUAUGUUGAGCGGUUAACAAAGAAACAGUUCCUCCUUAUUUAUGUAACUUUAGUUGUGAUACAAACGUUGGGCAAAAUGUUUCAAUUCAAGGCUGCAUGAUGUGACUCUAAUGAUGAUUUGAAAAAAGUUGCAUGAAAGGCAUGAGCUCUGCUUUGUUUUUUGCACAGGCUCCACACACUUCAUCAGUCUCUCAUUCACAAUUUGACAAGCACUUGAUAAUGCCUCGAAUUUCCAGGCAGCAUCCCCUUUGUGUGGCCUUAAUGCCCCCUAAAAAAAUCCAUGCCUUUAGCAGCCAGUGGCCAUUGUGCCCUUCGGCUGAAUAUACUAAUAAUAAUUUCCUUCUCCCAGCUGCAUGCUCCAAAGCACCUCUCACUCACAUGGCUCUCUCAGAUAGCUAAAUUCUUAUUAUCCAAUGCCGUCACAUGAAUGGGUCUUUCUCACAGUCUACAAGUGAAGACAGACACAUCGGGGACGCAACUGCGCAUGUUGAAGUUAUUUGAAGAACUGUUCACAUUUAAUUUUUGUCAGCCAACAAGAUGAGUAUGCCUAACGAACACCAAAAGCACUAGCCUAUGUCAAUGUACUAUCCCCCAUAGUACGAAAGUUGAACUAUUCUAUUCUGUGCGAGAAAUAAAUAUUCCAAACAUAGUCUGGGAUAGUUGUGGGAUGCGAUAGAUCCCAAAUUAAUACAACCACUAGCAUUUAAAAAAAAAACUUUUUGAAACAAUGAGGCUGACGCAACAUAUCAGAACGCUUCGCUUAAAAGGUUGAUAAACUAUUAGGCUAUUUCUUCACAUUAUAAGUACAGCAAUGCGCACACGUCAGUAGGCUAUGAGUGCAAAUAUUCCAAAAUGCAAUCAAUUAGUGGGAAAACACCAUUCUCAAAAGUGACCGCAAAUGCAAUUAUGCAUCUAUGGUUUUAUUAUAGAAUGUAUGCCAGUUAGGCUCUACACCCAUUGUAAAGCGGAUUAAUGUGCUUAAUUUUAAGAAGUUAUUUGGCCACUUUAGUUGUGAUACAAACCUUAUCAAAACAUAUAGGCCUAUGGGCUAGGCUACAUGAGGUGUGUGACUACGAUUUGAAAAAGUUGCAAAAAAAAGGCAUGCUCUGUUUCUGGCCUUACUGCACACAAGCUGGGCAUUAUUCACAAGUGAUAAUAUAUCAUUCACCAGUGAUAGGCUAAUAUUGUGACCCAUCAGACUAUUCUUGAUCUAAUCUUGUCUUUACAAAUGUUUUAGAACACCUACUCAUUCAAGAGUGUGCAAAGCUUUCAUCAAGGCAAAGGGUGGCUAUUUGAAGAAUCUCAAAUAUAAAAUAUAUUUUGAUUUGUUAAACACUUUUUUGGUUACUACAUGAUUCCAUAUGUGUUAUUUCAUAGUUUUGAUGUCUUCAUUAUUAUUCUACAAUGUAGAAAAUAGUAAAAAUAAAGAAAAACCCUUGAAUGAGUAGGUGUUCUAAAACUUUUGACCGGUAGUGUAUGCUCCCUGCCUUUCGAAAGUAUUUGAAAGCCAAGUUAACAAACAGAUCACCGACCAUUUCUAAUCCCACCGUACCUUCUCCGCUAUGCAAUCUGGUUACCGAGCUGGUCAUGGGUGCACCUCAGCCACGCUCAAGGUCCUAAACGAUAUUAUAACCGCGAUCGAUAAUAGACAGUACUGUGCAGCCGUCUUCAUCGACCUGGCCAAGGCUUUCGACUCUGUCAAUCACCGCAUUCAUAUUGGCAGACUAAAUAGCCUUGGUUUUUCAAAUGACUGCUUGGCCUGGUUCACCAACUACUUCUCAGAUAGAGUUCAAUGUGUCAAAUCGGAGGGCCUGUUGUCUGGACCUCUGGCAGUCUCUAUGGGGGUGCCACAGGGUUCAAUUCUCGGGCUGACUCUAUUCUCUGUGUAUAUCAAUGAUGUCGCUCUUGCUGCUGGUGACUCUCAGAUCCAGCUCUACGCAGACGACACCAUUUUGUAUACAUCUGGCCCUUCAUUGGACACUGUGUUAACAAACCUCCAAACGAGCUUCAAUGCCAUACAACACUCCUUCCGUAGCCUCCAACUGAUCUUAAACGCUAGUAAAACUAAAUGCAUGCUCUUCAAUCGAACGCUGCUUGCACCCGCCUGCCCGACUAGAAUCACUACUCUUGGCCGGUCUGACUUAGAAUAUGUGGACAACUACAAAUACCUAGGUGUCUGGUUAGACCGUAAACUCUCCUUCCAGACUCACAUUAAGCAUCUCCAAUCCAAAGUUAAAUCUAGAAUCGGCUUCCAAUUUCGCAACAAAGCCUCCUUCACUCAUGCUGCCAAACAUGCCCUCGUAAAACUGACUAUCCUACUGAUCCUUGACUUCGGCAAUGUCAUUUACAAAAUAGCCUCCAACACUCUUCUCAGCAAAUUGGAUGUAGUCUAUCACAGUGCCAUCCGUUUUAUCACCAAAGCCCCAUAUACUACCCACCAUUGUGACCUGUACGCUCUCGUUGGCUGGCCCUCACUACAUAUUCGUCGCCAAACCCACUGGCUCCAGGUCAUCUAUAAAUCACUGCUAGUCAAAUCCCCGCCUUAUCUUAGCUCAUUGGUCACCAUAGCAACACCCACCCAUAGUAUGCGCUCCAGCAGGUAUUUCUCACUGGUCAUCCCCAAAGCCAAGACCUCCUUUGGCCGCCAUUCCUUCCAGUUCUCUGCUGCCAAUGACUGGAACGAACUGCAAAAAUCUCUGAAGCUGGAGACUCUUAUCUCCCUUACUAACUUUAAGCAUCAGUUGUCAGAGCAGCUUACCGAUCACUGCACCUGUACACAGCCCAUCUGUAAUUAGCCCACCCAACUACCUCAUCCCCAUAUUGUUAUUUAUUUUGCUCAUUUGCACCCCAGUAUCUCUAAUUGCACAUCAUCUUCUGCACAUCUAUCACUCCAGUGUUAAUACUAAAUUGUAAUUAUUUUGCACUAUGGCCUAUUUAUUGCCUUACCUCCAUAACUUACUACAUUUACACACACUGUAUAUAGAUUUUCUAUUGUGUUAUUGACUGUACGUUUUGUUUAUCCCAUGUGUAACUCUGUGUUGUUGUUGUUUUUAUCGCACUGCUUUGCUUUAUCUUGGCCAGGUCGCAGUUGUAAAUGAGAACUUGUUCUCAACUGGCUUACCUGGUUAAAUAAAGGUGAAAUAAAUAAAUAAAUACAAAUAAUAUAUGUGUGAAAUUAGUUUGGAUUUAGAAUGGACCAUUCUCAUGCACCUGUCUCAACUGGUCAUCUAUGCACUUAAAUAGCGAAUGGAGGACGCUUUUCCCGUGGUUCAAUUUCAUGCCAGACAGGUAGGCUAUACUCCUUGUGAUGGGUGAUUUUGAAGGAGUCAGGCGCAGGAGGGUAAAUCACAGAAUACAGAGUUUAUUCCAGAAUACAGAGUUACGCAGAAAUGCAUCAAACAGUCCAGUGUGCAAAACAGGCGCCCUGGAACCAAACAGGCACACGGGGAAAAAUAUACCCCGGCAAUACAAAAUACACAGAGCUCAACCGAGCUACACUCUCCUCACAAUAAAAAAUCACCCACGAGGACAAGGGGGCAGAGGGAACACUUAUACACGUACUAAUGAGGGGAUAUGAACCAGGUGUGUGUAAUAGACAAGACAAAACAAAUGGAACGAUGAGAUGAGGAGCGGCAGUGGCUAGAAGGCCGGUGACGAACGCCGAAGCUUGCCUGAACCAGGAGAGGUGGCAGCUUCGGAGGAAGUCGUGACACUCCUGUUGUAAAGAGAAGCAAUUUGCUUAAUAUUAGGAAAGUUGAGAAAUAAAUAUAGUAGGCCUAGCCUAUAGAAAUCUGAUGGGAUCUUCCUCUUUUUAAUUGAGGCCAUCACUCUGUUUUCUCACGCAAUUGCAUAGCCUAUGGAUAUGGUGUGCAACAUGAGAUCAUGGGCUCUCAUGAAGUGUUUGAUUAGAUUUUCGAUUAGAUUUGCAUUGAUGUCAGAGUGCUAAGUACAAGGCAGUUAGCAAGUUUGGUAGACUACUAAUGACCAUCAGCAGCAUCAGAUUGGAGAAGCCUAAUUACCAUGACUAAACGGUCACGUGGAAUUUGACUACCGACAUGACUCGUGACCACCUGUGUGGCAGUAAAACGGUCACUGUAACAGCCCUCAGGCAAGGAUACUCGUCACGUGAGCACGGUUCACUGGACCAUCUCCAUAACAUAAGUAGGUGCAGACAGUUGACGUGACAUGUUUCCCCCUACCUGUCCUCAGGUUUGGUGAUCAGGCCCCGGUCCUUGGACAUCGUCUUCAACCGCACCGACCCAAACAAGUACGGCCAGUAUGUCCAGCAUCUGGAGAACUUCCUUCAGAGUGAGUGAUAGAACCCCUCUUUCAGUCCCAUUUAGUUUUUUCUAAAAAAUGUGUACAUAUGACUUCUAUGGCGAAAUACAGUUUUAGUGUUGGGUCACCAUGGUAAAGGAAAUUAGAGUUUAAGUAGUUGCAGUUGAUUACACUUUGUAUACAGUACAUGACUAAGGAGAGUAUUCUACCUGGCUUGAAAGGGCACUGUAAUCCUUGGCAGUGGCGCUGGAAUAUGCGUAUGCAUACUAUCUACGUUUUAUAUUCAACACAAAACUGGCUAACUGAUUAUGUAAUAUGUAUUCCAAAGAAACAAACAAGUAAUGAAUACGUUACUGUGACAUAAUUAUUAGCUACAAUUUUGACAUGUAAUAUUUAGGUGAAUACUGUCUGUACCAGGUAAAUAGCAGGCUGUCAAAUACAGUGGAACUUGAGUCUGUGCCCUAUGUUGGGUCCCCUCAGAAUACAACGACAUUGUGCAGGAGAAGAACGAACUGUGUAUGGUGGGAGAGUACUAUGAGCAGGAUGAUCAGGAGGAGAAGAAGGUGUGUCAGUUCAAGCGCAGUCUGCUCCGGCAGUGCUCCGGCCUGUCUGACACCACCUUUGGCUACGCCGAGGGCGAACCCUGCGUCCUCGUCAAGAUGAACAGGGUGAGUGCCCCGACUAGGGAUCGUCGGUUCUGCUCUUCUUAGAACUAAUAAGACAGCGUUAGCCCAUUGAACUAAAGCCUAAAGACUGGAGCUUAAAACCUUAAAGCCUAAGUAAGCCAUUAUCUCUGGGAGCUAUCACAAGUCUUCAGGUCUCAGGCAAGGUCACUCAUCACACAAGCGUGGUUCAUUGAACUACCUCCCCUACACGAGUACCUCCUUAUCUUAGAUCCAUUGCCUUUGCACUACAGAUUUUCAGUGUAUCCUCUCUGUCUUCAUGCAGAAGCAUUCAUAUUGAAAAAUGCUUAUUCUGUGUCCUUUCCACUGUACUUGUUUCUUAAUCACUAUUUGCAAUAUCCUCUGUGCUGACAGGGCAUUCUGUGUCAGCAUCUCUGUUUGCAGGGAUAGAGGUCAGAGUGCAUUGAUUGGCCUCUGUGUAGCCUGAUUGGUAUUCAAUUCAAUUCAAUCCAACUUAACUAUCCUAUCAGGGGCAAUUAAGAAGAUUCUUAGGCAUCUCUGAGACAGCUAUGUUUGUGACAGUACAAGUCCCUGGCCCUUCAAUAAGCAGGCAGCACACAUGUGCCCGAUCUACUGACUGGUCCCUAUACGGCCAGCUCAAACCAAAUCACCUCCUUGUGUCACUAACUGAGCUACUUCUCAACAUCUUUUAACUCAAAUCAGUGCUUCCAUUUUUUGGACCAUUCUGAAAGCUGCUGUGUCUUGAUCAUUUUUACAUAUAAACAAGCUUGAGGAAUGGGUAAGAAACACCAGAAAGAACUGUUGAACUCACAAAAGGUUGCUAUAAUAGUCUUUAUGAUAUUCUUCUCACUCCUGUAGAUCAUUGGACUGAAACCGCGCGGGGACCCCUACAUUAACUGCACUGCUAAGGUAAAGCAAAGAAACUGUUUUUAUUUUGGGUGUAACAAUGAAUUGUGUGUGUGUUUGUAUGCUCCGGGUUAUGUUUUUGUGUGCUAGGACUUUUAGAGACAGGUUUUGUACUCCCUAUCAUGUCUAUAUUUGUGUGUGUGCGUGCAUUAUGUAGGUAUGCACAUGUAUGUUUCUGUCUGUGUUUUCACACGUGUCUGUAUUUGAUUUCUCUCCAUGCUGCCUGUAGGGCCAGCAGUUCACUGGUGGGUAAGAAAUGGGGUCCUAGCCCCCCUAUGUUUCCCCAUGGUCCUAGCCCUAGCCUUUCUCCAUUAACUUUCGGCGCUGCUUCUGUCCACCUCUGUGAUGUGGCGCUUUGUCCUCUGCUGCUUUAAACAGCAUUCAUGGUGUUCAUGUUUUAGAGCUUUCUAAUCUAACCCCUAUAACUAAUCACCUCAGAGACAAUAUAGACCGAGGAGUAGUCAAUAUGUCAAAAGUGUUGAUCUUUUUGGUAAUUACUGUCACUGACUGUAUAUAACUGCAGUUGGUGUAUGUAUCUGUAUGGUAAGGUAUUGGAACCUGAAAAGGUUCCUUCCGUUGAUUUUAGAACCCUGCUCCGCUGCGCCAUGGCUCCCACUAACUGUGUUUCCAUGGUUUUCCUCUGGCUCUGACAUUCUAACAAUGUCACUCUCUCUCGAGCGCGCGCGCUCUGGGUUCCAUCCCUCCCUCACCGAGACUGUCAACUCUGACCUUUGUGACCUGUUUGAAGGUUUACAGAGAAACACUGAUGCUGUAUUCUGCCGUUCAGCAAAAGAUAGACUGGCUCUUUUAACUCCCCUCCAUCUGUCCUCCUCUCUUUCUCUCUGAAUUCAUUUGAAUUUCUCCUCUCCACCGUAAACCAUUCUGAUAACCAUAGAGAACCAUCUGGUGGCGGAUUGUGUGUGUGCGCGCGUGUGUAUACGGGUAUGUGUGAGUGGAUGGUAACUAUAUUGUUUGUGCGUGCGUUUGCAUGCGUGGUAACUAUGUGGUGUACUGUGAGAGUGUGUGGUGGUUUACACCUGUCGUGUGGUCUGUGCCGUGUGCAUAUGUGUAAAGCUACAGUGUGUGUGUUUGUAGACUCCAGGGUUGUUGUAUGUCCUUGUGUACAGAGUUAGUCAGAUUGUUGUUCUGAGAGUCGGUGGAGGCAGCUUCGUACGUUCCCAGUGCAUUCAUAUGUUUAGUUCUGUGAUCUCACACCUCCUCCUCCUCUUCUUCCUCACCUCACCCCACUCCUUCCUCUUCCUCCACCUCUUCCUCCUCAUCCACCCACAGAGAGAAAGCCACCUGCAGAUGCAGUACUUCCCAUCUGAGGGGCGGUUCGAUAAGAUGUACUUCCCUUAUUAUGGGAAGAAUUUGCAUGUAAGUACAUUACGCUACAUAUUUAUAUUGAGAAGGAAACUGUUCAUGAGAUAGAAUGCAGAAUAAUUUAAUUGUAAUUACAGAUAGAAAAUGUUACUAUUGUCAAGGCAGUCUAGGGAGAUGAGAAUGCUGGGAAAUGUACAGUAUGGGGGUGGACUAUAUUCACCUGAGGCAUUGAGUGCAAAAUGAAUGCCAGUGUAUUGUCAUGACAACCACUGUUAUGUGUGUGGAUGUGCGCACGUCUGUGCAUAUGUGAAUUAACAGUGGUCUCCCUCCAUCUCUCCCUGUGUGUUUAUCAGUCAACCUACGUUCAGCCCCUGGUCGCGGUCAAGCUUCUGCUGACCAAGGAGGACUACAACAACGAGCUGACCAUUGAGUGUAAGAUUGAGGGCUCGGACCUGCGGAACAGUGACGACCGCGACAAGUUCCUGGGGCGCGUCACAUUCAGGGUCAAAGUGGUCGAGUAG
Messenger RNA from Coregonus sp. 'balchen', 38157 nucleotides. The record is from the annotation of a GenBank genome assembly. NCBI's taxonomy places the organism in Eukaryota, Metazoa, Chordata, Actinopteri, Salmoniformes, Salmonidae.